This is a messenger RNA of Annulohypoxylon truncatum, 1836 nucleotides long. RefSeq lists its product as uncharacterized. The record is from RefSeq and is a predicted model, not a curated record. The transcript has a single exon. Lineage: Eukaryota; Fungi; Ascomycota; Sordariomycetes; Xylariales; Hypoxylaceae. The coding region runs from base 178 to 1569 and encodes 463 amino acids.
CCUCUUCUCUUCUUGACAGCGGCUAUGUUGUAGGAUCGAUUAAACAAACAGUCGACGUCCUGUUGUGCUUCAUAGUUGGGAAGGACUUAACAACUAAUGAGUAGCGUCCACCUCAGCUUUAUGCCAUUAUCAACUAUGCGAUAGCUUUCAUUAUGCUGAAUCUGUUCAAUUCGAACGAUGCCCAAGACCAAAGCGCAUAUGCGCAGUUCUCGUCGAGCUCCUUCGCUGAAAGAUAACGACAUUGAUCAUGAAAUUAGUCUUGUCGACCACGUUGUAGUGAACGAAGAGCCUCUGACGCCCAAUUCUGUUAAUAAUAUCGACCAUUCUAUUUCAAAUCAACCGCUGAUUUCACCCGAUAGUCGAUCUCCGUCGACACAGCCUCCCGAGAUAGAAGAUGGCCAACCGAAACUUAAUACCAAUAUAGAGGCGGGCCCUUCUGGCGAACAGGGCGCAGCACAGAUUUCUACGAAAGACGCUGGAGAAUUAGUAGCAGCAAAGAAGUCUACUUCGAAAGAAAAUGGCACUGGGAAGAGCUAUGGCAGCAAUAAACGUCGUACGCGAGUACCGAAGGACUAUGAGUCGGCCAUCGACAUAUUAUAUGAGAACCAGCGUGGUGGAUUCCUUUGCGGCAUCCCUCUCUUCUCUUCUGCGGCAUUGGGGAAUCUAGAUCCCACGCCAUGGACUAAUUUUGUCCACAAACCUAGCCCCACAGACAUUACCAACGCUCAAGUUCCCGAUCCAAGCUGGGAAUGGGCUUGGCCUGAAUGGCGCAUAAAUCGCGACGAGACCAUCCAGACGGACAAUGAUGGUUGGGAAUAUUCGUUCAUGUUUGCCAAGGGCUUUUCAUGGCACGGGCCCAAGUGGUAUAAUUCGUUCGUGCGGAGGAGAGCGUGGAUUAGAAAGAGAAUAAAAAAGGGAUUUGGGUAUCAAGCAAACGACGCGCAUCUGAUGAACCCGGAGUAUUUCUCGGUCACACCUACGAGGAGGGAUGAGGAUCGGCCGAGCGGCGAUCAGUUAACAGCCCGCCUAUCUCAAGAAACUCAUAGGAUGUCCCGAGAUACGAGGCGAGGCGACGAAUUUGAACACAAAGCCAAGGCAGAUAUAACAACUGUUGAUGAAUUAAUGACGGUCCUUAGGCGGUCGCGCAUCGACCGAGAGAGACUCGAGGCUAUAGAGGACUACAUCGAGCAUUGCUCGGAUGAUUUGCGACAGUUGGAUGAGCACAUGCAUGAAAUCAUGGCUUCAUUCAUAUUUCAAGCGACCCGAAAACUACUCCUCUCACGGCUCAUAAAAUUUCAUGAUGAGCAGGUAGACGGAGGGAACAAAGGAGAUAUGGGAGACAAGGGGAAAUCACCGGCGACCCAUCAAAGAGCCGAAAAUCUGGCCGCAGCAAUCAAACAUGCGGACGAGGAAGUCCGGAGGCUGGAAUAUUGGAGCGAUAUCAAGGACAUGGCUGAGAGCGGUCAGUCUAGAGGUGCUGUAGACCGUGGGAAAGGUUGGGAUCGGACUUGGGAAGGAUUGGAUAACAGCGGUCCUAAGGGAAUUAAAGACGAGAGCGAACUUCCAUGAUGGGCUCGCUUAUUUGCUCACGAUAAACAGAAUAUCGUUAUGCUUCGGUUUCGGGAAAGAAGCAAAAGUCCUGGGAUACCAUUAGAAGGAAGCUGAGAAGGAAGGGGGCAGGAAAUAGUGUCGCACUACAUGAUAGGUAUCAACAGUAUUUCUGAUAUCUAUCGACGGGCGGGUUUCGGCCGGCGCAAUCUCUUGUGGCUUAUUAAUUGUAGAAGUCUGCAGAAGAAGGCUGCAGAAGAAGUCAGCCGUCGGAAAGUCUGGCUCGUG